CAACAAAGUUUAGCGCCGCUCAAGCGAGCUGGUCCGAAUCGGGAACAGAGAAAGCACACAACGGAUUUUCCAACCCUAACAUUCGUCUCCGUUCAACCACAACCGCCCAGCGACGACAACCCGCCUGCCCAAACACCGUCAACCCGUCAGGUUUUCCUCGCCGUCGAAUCAAUUCAAGAUGACUCACGAGUCCGUGUGGUACAGCCGCCCUCGCAAGUACGGCAAGGGCUCCCGUGGAUGAUGAACAUCUGCCGUCAGUGCUUCCGUGAGAAGUCUCAGGACAUCGGUUUCCACAAG
Messenger RNA from Aspergillus bombycis, 297 nucleotides. RefSeq names its product 40S ribosomal protein uS14. The annotation marks the transcript as partial. The transcript is spliced from 3 exons. Lineage: Eukaryota; Fungi; Ascomycota; Eurotiomycetes; Eurotiales; Aspergillaceae. The record is from RefSeq and is a predicted model, not a curated record.